AGAGAUGACACAGCUACAUUGCCAGAAGAACGACGCGCUCUUGCUGUUUUUGCCGUUUUUUACGUUACGUGUACAGGAUGUUUUGGUUUUCACAACAUGAGAAAACCCUAUAAGGCCGACUGAAAGUGUCCCGCAGCCUCAGCCAGUCAUGGAUUCCGCAUUUGAGAAGCACUGCUCGGAGCUGGUGGCCCGGGAGAGGAGCGGACACACGGCUGUGGCGGAGGAGAACCUACUGUAUGUGUGGGGCGGCUACGUGUCAAUUGCAGAUGAUGAAGUUCUUUUACCCAGUGAUGAAAUCUGGGUGUAUGACUUGCAACAAGGUGUAUGGGAAGUGUUUCACAUGACAGGGGAAGUCCCUCCCUCCAUGUCUGGGACCUGUGGCUGCUCCCUGAAUGGACACAUGUACAUAUUUGGAGGUUGUGACGACAAUGGACAGACCAAUCAGAUCUAUUGUGUCAACCUGAGAGACGGUAAAUACGCUUGGAAGAAGAUCAUACACGAGAUGGGCUCUGCUCCCUCACCUCGAGACAAACUGUCCUGCUGGAUUUAUAAAGGACGGAUAAUCUACUUUGGAGGAUACGGUCACAAAAUCCUGACUGAUACUGAUAGCAGGGCCAGAAGCUUCACCAUAGAUGAAGCAGCAUGGGUGGAGGAUGUCUUCUGGGGAUGGAACAACGAGGUUCAUAUAUUUGACCCCAUGCAAGCCAGUUGGAGUGAACCAAAAACCCAUGGCCAUGCUCCCGCCCCCAGGGCUGCUCACGCCAGCGCCACAACUGGUUGUAAAGGGUACAUUUGUGGAGGUAGAGUCAUGGAAACCAGGACAAAUGACAUUCACUGCCUGGACCUUGAAUCGUGGACGUGGUCAGAAAUAAUCCCAAUGUCCACCACUCCAGUGGGCAGAUCGUGGCAUACACUCACAGCAGUAUCUGACAGUUCCUUGUUCCUGUUUGGAGGUCUCAGUGUAGACUGCAAACCAAUGAGUGAUGGGUGGUUGCUUGAUGUUGAAACAAAGAAAUGGAGAGAGGUCGAGCAUCCCUAUAAGAAUAAGCCAAGGUUGUGGCACACAGCGUGCCUAGGGAAAGACUCUGAUGUUGUUGUGUUUGGUGGAAGUUGUGACUACAUCCUCCUUGUUGACACUGGUCAUUGCAAUGAUGCACUUGUUUUCCAGAUGCAACCAUAUCCUCUAUUCAGGAUUUGUGAAGAUUACAUUGCAAAGAACGUGAGGAACGAUGAGAUGCUCAGAAAUCAGCUUUCACUCCUGCCUCCCAAACUACUCGCAGCAGUUCAGAGGAGGAUUUCUUUCUACAGGCCUUCAAAGAAGCAAAAAUAUUAAUUAGGAGAAUGUUCUAAAUGCCAAGAACAAUGCAAUAUCUUACAAUUUGUUUUAUUUGUAUAUUUUUAAGUAUUGUACUCCCUUCAGCGUGAACAUCUUAUUCACACUGUGGGGUAGCAUUUUUAUUUUUAUUAUGUACUGUGCAGAAUAUUUAUGGUGUUAUAUUUUAUUGUCGUCCUGAUAUACGUUUUGUACUCUCUGCCGACUGAAACACACUAACAAACUGUCUAUGUGAUACUGUGAUGAUUAAAUGGCACA
This is a messenger RNA of Toxotes jaculatrix (banded archerfish), 1591 nucleotides long. RefSeq names its product kelch domain-containing protein 1-like. The transcript is spliced from 14 exons. The record is from RefSeq and is a predicted model, not a curated record. Gene Ontology annotation, molecular function: protein binding. NCBI's taxonomy places the organism in Eukaryota, Metazoa, Chordata, Actinopteri, Toxotidae. Bases 149 to 1333 code for a protein of 394 amino acids.